AUGUUGACAAACUUGGAUUUGGAUUUGUCGCCAAAUUCUAUGAUUACACUUUCCAAUGCGAAAGCUUACACCGAAGACAAUAUAGUGAUUUACAAUAUUUUAUUUGAAUGUCCAUUGGAGGUUGCCGAACAUGAUAUACGGAAAUACUUUGGGAAUUUUGGAAGUAUUAAUGAAAUGGGGUUUCUAGCCGAUUACACUUCUGAGAGUCUAAAAAGAGGAUUUGUCCAUUUUGCGAAUGCCACCGAUGCAGCCAUGAUUUUGGAAAUACCGGAACAUGUUAUUAACAUGAAACCAAUACGUGUGUGUGCUGAUGAUAGCUGGCAACAACCGGAUGCUAAAAAUAAUGUCCGCAACAACAAUGGAACAAACGAAUAUACCAAAGAAAUGUCUACAUCAAUUCUGAAUUUAAACUAUGAUUGUUUCGAAAUCAUAUUUGAAUAUUUAUCCCUCAAGGAUCAAGUCAGUGUGGCACGAACAUGCGGCCGUUUAAGAAGUCUCUUUGAAAUGUAUGCCAAGCGUGAAUAUAAAUAUUUCGAACUAUACGAUUUCACUGAAGACGAGCUAACGUUGUGGGAAGUACGUGAUUUUCUGGAAAUUGUCGGUCCCCACAUGGUGAUGGUGGCUAUUAGUGGUAAAGAAAAUAAAUGUCACGAUCGCUUUUUGGAAUAUGUCAGUUUAUAUUGCACUAAUCUCAGCGAGAUUUGUUUAGUAGCACACAGAUUGAAGAGGUCAGUAUUGGAUAGAGUCUUCACAAAUUUGAGUUAUUUGCUACUUUCACUGGAUCUAACCUAUGGAGAUCUAUGCCAACACAUUAAGGAUUUCAAAACGGUGGAAUGUUUGAAUUUGACUUCUUGUGACCGUAUGCAGAACGACAACUUGUUGGAAAUAUGCAAAAACCUAACCGAAUUACAUACACUUGCCAUUCUCAAGUGCAAAAAUUUGGAAUCUACAAUAGACAUUGCGAAAAUGAUUACUUAUUUAAAUAAUCUUCGAAAAUUGGAAAUCAGCUGUUUAUAUUCGAAACAAGUUGAUCUCUUGGCCACAUUACCGAAACUGGAAGAUUUUUCUUACAAAACAAGUGAUGACAUCGAUAUUAGCUUCUUUAAUGAGCUGGUCAGACACAAGAGCGAUCAAUUGGUUUCGUUACGCCUCCAAGCUCGCCGAUUUUUGAGUUUGGGGAGUGCGCAACAAAUCUCGGAAUUAAAGAAACUAAAAUGGCUGGGGUGUCACAGCUCCGUUGAUCUCACCGAUGAAGCUGUAAAAAAACUAGCACUUCUGCCGGAAUUAGAAGAGUUGAAAAUUUUCUGUUAUAAAUUCACCAUUGAAAAAGGACUAUUAGAAGUAAUUCGAUAUUGUCAAACUUUGAACACACUUGACCUAUGCGGCUGCCGUGAAAUAGAGGCAUCCUUUGUCAGUGAUGUUUUGAAGCUGUUAAGGGACGAACGUGUACAAAGGCAACGAAAGAAACCAUUAAUUAUUUGCGCCAUUGGAUGUGUUAUCGAUGAGAGUGAGCUGGAUUUUUCGGAAUUGGAUUUGGCAGGGGAAUUAUUGCAUGUUAAAUUCGAUUUGGACACGUUAAAGGGUUGCCAAUCAUAUUGUAGUUAUUUUUAA
Molecule: messenger RNA, 1611 nt
Organism: Musca vetustissima
Lineage: Eukaryota; Metazoa; Arthropoda; Insecta; Diptera; Muscidae
Exons: 4
Coding region: 1-1611 (536 amino acids)
Molecular function (GO): RNA binding; protein binding
Source: RefSeq, a predicted model, not a curated record